GGUGCGCGAGCUCUCACGCUGAUAUUUUUGUAAAUAAAUAAAUUAAACAUUCUGUUUCCAUGUGAUGUGCGCUUCGUCGUAAGUAGUUGAUUUAAUUUUUUGUUAUUUCCUUCUAUUUUUAUUUUUCUAUUUAUUUUUUAUUUUUCGUACUUUAUUCUAGUGAAUUAUAGUUGGUGCUCCCAAGCUGAAAUACGUUUUGAUACCCCACACCGAACACCGUAAUUAUUUAAUUAACUAUGACAAGUCAAAAUGGCGACAGUAGUCUGCUGCUGCUGCAGCAGGAAGAGGAGGAGGACAAGACAAAUGUGCACUUAGAUUCUAUGAGCGGAAACGAUGUGAUUCGAUUUCGCGAUCUACAGCAAUGGUACACAGCGAGUAACUGGGAUGUAAAAAGAGAUUUCCUGGGAAAUAUAUUGGACGUUUGCGGGGACCCGUUGUUUUUGUUUAUUUUGCAAAAAAUAUUCGACAGGGCGUACACCAGGGACAUUGCAGCGUGCAAUAUUACCGAUUUGUCCUCUGACAUGCGUCCGGCCAGAGACAACGAGUCUUUAUUAGAUUUGACCGCAUCGGAGCAGACGACGGAAGACCUUUCGAAUUGGUUUAACGGAUUGUCAAAACAUCUCCGGCUAGCAAUAUUUGUCAAACUCACGUUAUUGGGCGGAAUUGGUGUUAUAACUGCAACUAGCAAUCACCUCAAUCAUUUGAUUAAGUCAAAUGGAAAUUUACCAAGUUUGCGAAACAUGAUUGACAAAAAUACUGAAAUGCAAAAUGAAAUGUUCACUGUACACGAAGACUUACUGUUGAAGAACAGAUUAUCAGAUUCCAAAAAAAUACUAUCAAAAACUAAUUUAGACAAACAUAAGGCCAAGAUUACUGAUGUGGUAUAUCGGGAUUAUAUGGAACGUACAAACGAAUGGAAAAACAAAUUGGAUUCAUUCGAGCAGAAAUACCACGCGAUUCGUAGAACCACUGAACCCGACAGCGACUUGGCCCAAAUGCUUCCGGUUUGGCAUGUUAUUCCAGCUGGCGGGAAAUUAUUAAGCGAUCCUAGUUGUAAAGAAACUAACGCAACCCCGACGUCAACAAACGGGAAUGGCGAACAUAUACCAUUGAGUUUAAGUCAUACAUUGGCUUCUGUAACGGAGUACAAAAAAGCAAGAAACUACAUUGACCUGCAAAUUGACAGACGUUUAAAAAUACAGCAGUCAAGGCGUUCAGACAAUAUAACUGAAUUAGACGAUUGUGGAAAUUUUGAUUUUCAUGCGAUACCAUUUUAUGAAAAUUGUUGUACUGAAAAGGAUAAUACUACUAUUGUAUCGAAAAGAGAAGGAUCCGAAUUUUCGAAUAAGGAUCAAAUUAUCGACGAUUUAUCCAUAAAAAUCACAUAGCCCCGGUGAA
This is a messenger RNA of Myzus persicae (green peach aphid), 1398 nucleotides long. RefSeq lists its product as uncharacterized. Bases 237 to 1388 code for a protein of 383 amino acids. The record is from RefSeq and is a predicted model, not a curated record. The transcript is spliced from 9 exons. NCBI's taxonomy places the organism in Eukaryota, Metazoa, Arthropoda, Insecta, Hemiptera, Aphididae.